GAGGAGAGAGGGAGCCGCCCGCCGCUCUCCUGCUGCCCCGCAUGUGUGGCCACAGGCAUCGGUCGCCGCUGCUGUCCCGGGGCUGUGUCGUGCCCGGGUGUCCCGGACGGUGCGUCAGCGAGUGUGUGUGUCCGCGCGGGCAAGCGCCGCGUCGCCCCGAGCCUCCCGCUUGCUCCCACGGCUGCCGUGCAUGUUCGCCUCCUGCCACUGUGUGCGGAGAGGCAGGAGGACCAUGAAAAUGAUCCACUUUCGGAGCUCCAGCAUCAAAUCGCUCAGCCAGGAGAUGAAAUGCACCAUCCGGCUACCGGACGACUCGGAGAUUUCCUGCCACAUCCAGAGGGAGACCAAAGGACAGUUUCUCAUUGACCACAUCUGCAAUUACUACAGCUUGCUGGAGAAGGACUACUUUGGCAUUCGUUAUGUGGACCCAGAGAAGCAGCGGCACUGGCUCGAACCUAACAAGUCUAUCUGCAAGCAAAUGAAAUCUCAUCCACCAUACACCAUGUGCUUUAGAGUGAAAUUCUACCCACACGAACCCUUGAAGAUUAAAGAAGAGCUCACAAGGUAUCUUCUGUACCUGCAAAUUAAAAGAGAUAUUUUCCACGGUCGACUGCUCUGCUCCUUCUCAGAUGCUGCCUACCUGGGUGCCUGUAUUAUUCAAGCUGAGCUCGGUGAUUAUGACCCUGAUGAACAUACUGAGAAUUACAUCAGUGAAUUUGAGAUUUUCCCCAAGCAGUCCCAGAAGCUGGAAAGGAAAAUAGCAGAAAUCCAUAAAAAUGAACUCAGAGGCCAGAACCCACCGGUUGCUGAAUUUAACUUACUCCUGAAAGCUCACACUUUGGAAACGUAUGGGGUGGAUCCCCAUCCAUGCAAGGAUUCAACAGGUACAACAACAUUUUUAGGAUUCACUGCUGCAGGCUUUGUGGUAUUCCAGGGAAAUAAGAGAAUCCAUUUGAUCAAAUGGCCGGAUGUCUGCAAAUUGAAAUUUGAAGGGAAGACGUUUUAUGUGAUUGGCACCCAGAAGGAGAAAAAAGCCAUGUUGGCAUUCCAUACCUCAACACCAGCUGCCUGCAAACACCUUUGGAAGUGUGGGGUGGAGAACCAGGCCUUUUAUAAGUAUGCAAAAUCCAGUCAGAUCAAGACUGUGUCAAGCAGCAAGAUAUUUUUUAAAGGAAGUAGAUUUCGAUAUAGCGGUAAGGUUGCCAAAGAGGUGGUGGAGGCGAGCUCCAGAAUCCAGAGGGAGCCCCCAGAGGUGCACAGAGCCAACAUUACCCAGAGCCGCAGUUCCCACUCCUUGAACAAACAGCUUAUCAUUAACAUGGAGCCCCUGCAGCCCCUGUUCCCUUCCCCCACCGAGCAGGAAGAAGAGCUUCCAUUAGGAGAGGGUAUUCCAUUGCCCAAAGAAGAUGACAUUUCUGCCCCCUUGAUCUCCAGUUCACCGGUAAAGGAAGUCCGGGAGUAUGAAGACUCCCCAAGCGAAGAAGAAGAUAAAAUAAAUGAAGAGCCUUUGACAAUCUCUGAACUCACGUACAACCCAAGUGCCAGCCUGCUCCCCACCCCCAUUGAUGACGAUGAGAUUGACAUGCUCUUUGACUGUCCAUCUAGGCUUGAGUUGGAAAGAGAAGACAUAGAUUCAUUUGAGGAACUGGAAGCAGAUGAAAAUGCCUUUUUGAUGGCUGAAGAAGAGGAGCUGAAGGAGGCUCACCGAGCUUUGUCAUGGAGUUAUGACAUUCUGAGUGGCCAUAUUCGGGUGAACCCACUGGUCAAGAGUUUUUCCAGGCUCCUUGUGGUGGGCCUGGGGCUGCUGCUCUUUGUAUUCCCCCUGCUCCUCCUCCUUUUGGAGUCAGGUAUUGAUCUCUCCUUCUUAUGUGAAAUCCGCCAGACGCCAGAGUUUGAGCAGUUUCACUAUGAAUAUUACUGUCCUCUCAAGGAGUGGGUGGUUAGCAAAGUAAAUCUCAUUCUCUACAUGCUGGGUUGUUCAUAAACUUCCUAUCUCAUAUGACUAAGGGCUAUAUUCAAUACUAGUGAUUUGUUUUUUCAGCAAAUGCCUGGUUCUGAAUAGUCAUGGGGCUGUCAACAGUGUUCCUUACUCAAAACUGAUUAUUCAAACCUUUAAGUUAGCUUUCCAUAUACUUCACUGCACUUAAAUAAGUUUAAAUCAAAUAUAGUAAUUUUAGUUAUAGAUUAGGAAGAUAGCCCUUAAAUAACCAAAAAUAUGUUUAUUUUUUAUUAUAUCACAGAUCUACUCUUAAUUAUAUCAUAACACAUUGAGCUGAAUUAGAUUUCACCCUUUUUAAUAGUUAGCAUCAUUAUAAGCUAUAAGGUUCAGAAUCAGAAUUUUAGUAAAAGUCCAAGAGAAAGUUUUUGAAUAUAAUCCUUAGUGAAAAUAAUGUCCUCUAACCAAUGCCUAUACAACUAAAUUUAUGCUGGUUUUUUUUUUUAAUAUUUUUAUGUGUUCAGAAUAUUUUGGUAACUUUUUAGCAAAAAAAAAAAACAAAAAAAACAAAAAACAAAAACAAAAAAGCCUCCUGGAGUUAUUUAAGUGUACAGAUUGUAAGACUAAUGCACAAAGGGUAUGUCGGGAAUUUUUUAAUGUUUUGGCACUGGUUUGUUUUUUAAAAUAUUUUUGGUUGAACAAUCCCAUAAUUUGUUGUUACCUGCACAUGAGAUAGAAAAUAGGUAGCAAGACACUGUAGCAAGUAAGCUCCUAAAACAGAUGAUGGAACUGGAGGAUGUAGAAACUGAACAUCAAGUGGACACAGGGUGGUCCAUUUCUCAAAGUAUUUGGACAAGAUGACUUGUUACUUUCAUUUGCAUCCUGUCCACAUAUUUUGGCUGGGGAAGCAGAACAUUUUAAAAAGAAGGUGAAACUUUAAAGGAAAAAAGUUAAAAGAUAUGCUAGUUAAUUGCAUGUUAUUAUACAUUAACCCAAGAGUGGAAGCAGAUGGGAACUUGACAAAUGGCAAGUAGCAAAAGAAAGUUUUGGUGAGGCUGGUAGGCAGGUGGUGGUAGGAAAAUGAUCUAUUUUCUGGAAGUGAUGGUGAUGCAAGGUAUUGGAUAAUGUAAAGAACAGCACGCUUGCUGUCCAAGUUGACGUGAAUAUGGUUAAGUGGCUCUAAAUAAGAGUGGAGAAACUUGAAGACACAUUUUUGGUCCCUAAUGCUAUUUACUGUGAUUCUGUGGAAGAAACUUCAAAAGAAGUGCGUGUAUGAGAGAGUAGGAAAGAGAAAAUGGAAAGAAUGGAAUUUCACUUUUCGAUAAAUGCCAAUGAUCAUUUGUGGUGGUCAUUAUACUCCUUUCCUGGUUUCCUUAAGAUCUGAACUCAUUCAUAAUUGGGGCUCCCAUUAAGAAAGUGGAGGGGACUCUUUAGGUAGACCAUUUCAGCUUGGGUGAAUUAGUGAAAGGACUCAGUAGAGGGGACAGAUGUUCUAGUACUUUCCUUCAUACCAUUAAAUCCAUGACAGAAAGGUAAGAGUAUGGAGCUUUGGCAUGGAGCAUUGGGAUUUCUUCAAGGAUUGAAAGUGUUCCUUUGUCUUCAUUUAUUAAGAGACUGGGUUGCCUGUAAUCUCUCCCUACCUCUAAUGGAUACUCCAGCUCUGUCAUUACCAUAAUUUCCAAGUUGGCCAUUCCAGUCCUACUUAUUCAUGGAGCUCUGAGUGCUUUAUUAGAUAGUUGAUUUUGAAAUUAAGUUUUAAAAGUCAGCUCAUGAAGUCUUCAGUUGAGCAAACUAUAAUGUACAUUUGCUCUUAAGUUUGUAGGAUGUCGUUUCUCCUGUGCUUUCAGUGAUUUAUUUUGCUUUUUAAUAAAGACUGUUUAAUACCUGAAAUUUGAUAAUAUACAAAUAUAUUUUCCAUAGUUUAUUUUAAAAGUUGGCAACUGGCCAGCUUUAAAACUGAAGUUCUUUCCCCCCUUUUAUCAUAUGACUUUCAUGUCAUCCUAAGGGCCCUCCAGUGUAGUCUGCAAUAAAUUAGUUCCCCCUCUAAUUAUGCUUCAUAUAAUUUUCUUUGAAGUUCUAACCAUGACAAAUCACCUCGCCCUCAUCCUUUAUAAAUAUUAAAUAAUAUUUUUUAAAUUAUGGAAAUAAUAUAUUGCCUAUAAUAAAACAUUUGAAAAAUACUGACAGGAGAAAUAUCACACAUGGCCCAACCAUGUAUAUUUAUAUUAAGGAAUAACAAAUAUAUUAUUUCUAACAUUUCCGGCUAACAUCUUUUUUCUCUUAGGUAAAAACCUCAUUGCUGAAUAGAAAUGUUUUUAAGUGAAGGUGUUGACAGGAUUGGGUCUGCUGAAUUUAAAUAAUAGCCACCGAAAGUAAAACUGGGAUCCCAAAAUGCCAUUUUGUUGGGAUAGAAUCAGAGCCUUUUUAGAAAUACCACUCCAGUUUGAUAGAAGACAGUCACCAGUUGCCUGAGUCAAAUGAGGAAAAGACUGCUUCCAAGAUGGAGAGUAUAUAAUAUAGUGAGAUAGAGUUCAAAGCAAGUGUGUGAGUAUAUGUAUAUUCCAUAUUAUUGGUAUAUAUGUGUUUAUAUAUAAAUCUGUAUAUAUGUGUGUAUUUGUGUAUACACAACUGAUAGGCCCUUCAUUCACAGUCGUAUUUACUUUUCCCCAAUUGAGGAAUUUGUGACACGUUAUUAUUCCUUUUCCUUCUCAGAUAUCAUGGUGGAUAAAAACCCACAGUCUCAAAGGUUUCAAUUUUCCAUGAAAACCACUGUGGGUACACUUGUGGUUAUAUAUACACACAUAUAUGGCAAAUAUAUAUACACACACAGUCUUGUCUUUAGUGCUAAUGCAAGUUGGAUCGUGAAAAAAAUGUAGGUAAAGUAUUGUGUUUCUGUCUGUGCUUGGAACAUAUUGUAAAAUGUUAUGUAUUUGGAAUAUAUUUUGUGGCUUGUUUACUAUUUAUAAAAUCAAUUCUCGGAAGAAUUCAAAAUGAAUUGAUUUCAUUGAAAUACUAGAGAUAGGGGGGCCAUGUUACCUAUGAUUGGAGCCUUAUCUUUGUAUAGUGAAAUUUGCAUUUCUAUGUCAACAUUCAGAUUGUUUUAUAUGUUAAUAUGGUGGCAGGAAUCCCUAAUAAAAGUGCUCUGGGGAAAAAUGUUUCUGCAAUCAUUUAGUUUUAUUCAAAGCAAAGUUAUAUAAAUAUCCUGUUGGGAACUACACAAAGGUGCCAUCUAGGACCAUGAAAUGAGGUCACCCUUGAAUGGUGAUAGUAUGAAAAAAAUAAUCACAGGUAAUGGAUGGGAGUAAUCUUUUGCAGAAGUCACCCAAUCUAAGAGCAGGAAUAUUGUGUGUACUGGAAAUGCACCUAAACGUGAGAGACAAGUAUAGUCUAUUAUUAUGGCACUAAGAUAAUUAGAGAAAUAGAAAAGCAUAGAAAAAUAGAAGAGGGGUGUUUUGCAUGACAGGUAGGGGAAAGGAUCUCAGAGUGCUAGAAAAUUAGUGUGUUAUCACUUCUGGCCAGAAAACGGUGCCUUCCUGUGCUAGAAAGAGCUAUAUUAGCCUCACCUCUGCAACACUUGCCAUUAAACUUCUCCUGCCUGUUCAUGGGCCCUGGAGGAAUCUGACUAUUCUAACUACUCUGAUCUUCCCCUCCAUACAGCAAGGCCCUCUGCUUUGUUACAAAGCUAACAACGCUUCACCUAUCAGUUAAAUCAGAAGGUGUUACUCUGAAUGAAGCAAAAGGGGCUCUCUUUACUAUAGGAACACCAUACACCUCCACUCAAAUUAUACUCCAGCUGU
This is a messenger RNA of Rhinolophus ferrumequinum (greater horseshoe bat), 5733 nucleotides long. It is a transcript of the gene FRMD3, whose product is annotated as FERM domain containing 3. NCBI's taxonomy places the organism in Eukaryota, Metazoa, Chordata, Mammalia, Chiroptera, Rhinolophidae. Gene Ontology annotation, cellular component: cytoskeleton. The transcript is spliced from 14 exons. The coding region runs from base 191 to 1984 and encodes 597 amino acids. Gene Ontology annotation, molecular function: cytoskeletal protein binding. The record is from RefSeq and is a predicted model, not a curated record.